CUUUAAGACAUGCACAAUAGAAGCUCGGGGGAAAAGAAACAUAAUAUCUCGAAGUCACGGCUUAAAGAUUUGGAUUUCUUACCAUUAUGCAUGACUAUCUUCCAUUAUGGAACAAAAGUCCCAUCUUUGUGAGGAACUUCUGAAAUCGGUCAGAAUCGGGUGUCUGGCGGCACAGAAUAUGAUACAGAACUAAGUCACGACUCGUGCUUGAUUGACAAAGUGCAUUGUGUAGUUAUUUCCUGGGCUGCUUUGCAUAGAAGGUAGACACUCCGAUAUUUAAACAAUUUUUAAUUUGUGUUUUGACGGUAUGUGAAAUUAUCCAGAAAACUAAAAGGAUGGUCUUAUAUGUUAUGUUUGGAUUUACUCUUCUUAUCCAAGUUGUGAAUGCUAAAUAUUACUGUGAGAAGGCUUGGCAGACGAACCAGAACAAUGGCCUGUGUUACAAGUUGUUCCCAGAGAGCCAGACUUGGAAGCAAGCAAGACAAACCUGUACAAACCACGGCAGCUUUCUGGUAUCUGUCACCAACGAAAAAGAACAAAACUUCAUCGUGGAAGAUGUUCUGAUGAGUAACCAUAACUGGUCUGUGUGGUCCGGAGGUCACUCGCUGUAUUACAAUGGCUGGUACUGGGAUAACUAUAGGAGGAACUUCAACUUCACACGCUGGGCGACCGGCAGACCCGUCUCGCCACCAAGGUGUAUAGCUAUGGUUGGAGUAGCUGGAUUUAACUGGUCAGACCAGCCCUGUGUAGAAGUCCGUCCCUUUAUUUGUGAAAAACCAGCACAUUCCCUAAAUUGUGACGGCAAAGUAAAUGUUGUCCAGCUGGAACCAAACACACUAACCAAUGUCAAUUUCCCCCCAUUUUAUGAUCCCCAUCAGCCAUUCCAAUUUCCUCCCUAUGAAAAAAGUCUAACGUGUGUUUGGAACAUAGUCCCACCUCAUGGUUACCGGAUUGUCACGGAAUUUGAUUUGUUUUGUAAUGAUGAUCUGAAGGCAUAUCAAGGAGGAUCUUCCCUGGAUGGAGUAACAUGUCAGGUGCGUUCAGGGAAUUUUGUGGCUGACUCAACAAUAACUUUAUCAUUCACAACAAAUAUCUUCACCAGACCACGUAGCGAACUGGGAUUUCAGUUCAGAGUUUUUGCAACCAACACUAAAGAGAGUACAUGUGAUCCAGCAGGAGUUCCGUUAGUUGCUUCACCUCAGGAACAAUUCAUAACUUCUCCAGGAUUCCCACUUCAGAAAUCAUCUUCCUGUGUUUGGACUAUAAUAUCCCCUGUGAAGGGAUCCAGUAUCUACAUACAGUUUAGGUAUCGCUAUAUCAUUGAUGGAGCGGCACUUAGAAUCCAAGAUGAUGUGUUUGCGGGAUCUUCUAUGUUAGAAGAUUCUAGGAUUUUAGUUUACCGCGAAGAAAAGAUUGUCCUGAAUUACACCAGUCCCGGCACAUACUCCGGGCACCACGGCUUCUCACUGGUCUUUUUUACAGACAAUAAAACCAUGGAGGUCUGCACCCAAAAGGAUGUCGAAAGAAACCUGACUGAAUAUGGAAUUCUAAUCCCAGAAGAACAAUUUCUGAUUUUUUCAGUGAAAGCUUCAAAACACAUUCAUAUAGAACUGCACUCUACAGGCGGGCAUAACUAUGUAUUAACAUUUUAUCAAGACCCUCCGGAAUUUUUAGGAACUUAUGCAUGUUUGAAUACCACUUUCAUAGAUAAAUGUCUUGAAAUCUACACAAGUAAAGUUUUAGACAGUGGAAAUUUUGUGGAUUUUUGGGUGUCGUGGUCGGAUACUUUAAAGGUCGGUCGCGGAAGAAUACAGGGAAAUGACAUCAUAAUGGACUACAGAAUUUAUAAUCCAAUGAGAGGUGAUUUUGCAUCAAUUCGAACUAUCGAUGGAACUGGCACUUGGAAAUUUUACGGAUCAACAGUAAUCAACGAUUUUGUGGAGAUCUGCCAUGAAUCAGGAACUGCCCUUGAGAGACUGUGGGAUUACAACUUACCAGUCCCAGGAAACAACUUCAUAACCUUCUCUGUCGUGAUGUGUAAGAAUGCGAUGAUAAGGUUCAAAGAAACGAAUGGGUCAUACAUGCGACUCUGGCUGAAUGCUCGUUCAGCAAAAGGAGAUGGCUACAUUUCUUGCAUCACACACGACAUAUUGUAUAAUAACACCUACAGCUGUUUUUCUGAUGCACACACAGGAAGUGUUUUAAACUGUAGUGGAUUUCGUGAUUUUUGGAUAACUUGGGGCAAAAAUACAAAUCUUAGAGUUGGGAAGGGUAAAAUUAUUGGGAAUAAUACCAUGAUCAGCAGAUCAACUAACUUUACUCCAGUUGAUAAUUCACUCUCGUUCGGAAGUGAGUCCCGUGAUAAUACUUAUAUUUUCUCUGUAUGGCGAUUUGACAGGCCACCUACAAUAAUAGAAAACAUCAAUAUAACUCAAAGUGAUGUUGCUCCUUCGCCGGUUGGUGUUGAAGGCACAACCCUUACCAUGUCUGUGGAUGUUAACGUCAGAUUUGGAUUUGAAGUGAAAUGGUUUAGAGACGGAACUUACGUCACACAAUCUCCAAGGAGAUUCUCUAUCCGUCAAACGCUUUUAGAAGUGAUGAAGUGUUCUCUUACAAUUGUCGAACUCAAACUUAGAGAUGAAGCUAACUGGACGGUGAUUGUCUCAAAUCAACACUCAGAAGCCAUAGCAAGUUUUGAUAUAAAGGUGAAACCUGGAAUAAAACUGGAAAUCUCUCCACAUUACAGACUGGCUAUUCUAAGAGGAAGUACACUAGAUCUAGUCUGCAACAUAACAAACAUACAGGAUUUACAGGGGCUUCCGAUCGACAUUUCUCUUCUGACGUGGUACAAGAACGGAGUUAUAUUAAUGCAAGACAAAUCAAAAAUUAUCAUCACGACGAGCGGGUCCUCGAGUCUCCUCCGGAUUCUGUCUGUUGAUGUCAGCGACCAAGGCACAUACUCCUGUAACCAUGAAAUAUACCGCGUAUCCAUGGUAAUUAACACAACCGUGGAUGUUUAUAACAAGGGUGCAACGAUAUGUCCCUCAUCUAAGGAUAUUUAUGGCGUUGUAUGGCCCACUGUAACUCCUGGAUCCCUCGCUCACUCUGAUUGUCCUAAGGGUCAAGAAGGGAAUGCCAGCAGAUUUUGUGAUUAUAACGGAAACUGGAAGAAAACGAGCGUGUCGUACUGUGUUGAUGAAGAUUUUUCAAGUACUUUGAACGAGCUCCAAGUUCUAGAAGACGAUGGAGUAUUAGAUAAAAAGUAUAUUGAACAAACCUUUGAAAGUUCCCUUAGUAAGGUGGAAAACCUUACCGCCUCCAGGACUGAGAUUUCCUCAGCCAAUCUACUGUCGUCCAUUAAUAUCAUUAAUACAGUUCUCAGAGUAGCAACACAAAGCAACGCUUCUGUUCCACAAACAAACGUAUACAGCAUUGUCGACCACGUUGCUUCUGUGGACAAUAGAGGAUCUUGGAAGCUAGUUGAUGAGGAGACACAUAUUGGGUCGGCGUCAGUUUUGGAAACAAUGGAUAGGGCCAACUCUCUGAUGAUGAAAGAAUUGAAAUCAGAAGAAUUUAGAGGAGAAAAUGUCGUGGUGAACAUUAGCGAGAUUUCGCUUCAAGACGCAGAACUCCGGUUUCUGGAGAACGAAUCCUUCAUCGUGCUUCCAAAGCAAGAGGGGCAACAACAAGUUACAAAAUACUCCGCCGUUCUGUACAAAACGAUGUCUCAAUUUUUACCAUCUGAAACCAACAGUUCUGGCUCAGGGACCGAUCGAGUUAUCAACUCUGUGGUGAUGUCGCUAACAUUGGAGCAACCUUCCAGAGAUCUGUCACCUCCACUAGUCCUGACAUUCCAACACAACAAAGGAGUACGAGUAGUAGAAGGAGAAGCAGAUUGUGUGUUCUGGGAUUACACAUUAUUUGACAAUGCUGGGGGAUGGUCAACAGAGGGAUGCUCUAUGAAUUCCACAAAGAAUGGUGUGUCUGUCUGUCUGUGUAACCACACUACAAACUUUGCCGUUCUCAUGAGACCUUAUACACCGGAAAAAGAAGACUCUGUGCUUGUCAUUAUAUCCAUUGUUGGUUGUGUUAUCUCCAUGUUGUUUGGUGUACUGACGAUAGCUGUGUAUGUUAUUGUCUGGAAGCAAAUAAAAAGUGAUCAGAAUGUUCUUAUAAUAUGUUUGUGUGUCUCUCUCUUCCUGGCCUACCUGAUACUGCUAGCUGGUGUGGAUAACGCUCAGAAUGAGGCAGCAUGUGUGGUAGUUACGUUUUUCCUUCACUUUUUCCUUCUACUAACCUUCUUCAUGAUGUUUGGAGUCGGAAUGUUCUUUUUUAUGAACGUCACUGUGUUAUUUUAUGCAAUGGGCAUCACAAACAAAUUUAAUUCAAGAUCUAGACUAAAGUGGAUUCUUGGUUUAGCCACAUGUAUCCCUCUUGUUAUCGCUCUCAUUACACUGGGAAGUUGCUGGGAGACACAGUAUCAUGCAGAUGCAUUUUGCUGGUUGUCUGUGUCCUCGGGGGCUAUCUAUGCCUUCAUUGUUCCUGUUAUUUUGAUAUUCCUGCUAAAUGUUUGUAUAAUUGUCUCAUUGCUACGCGUGAUGUUUUUGACAACGAAAAUGAAGAAAGCUGAGUUUAAAGAAAAGGCCAGAAACGCCUUAAAGAGUGUAUGUACCCUCAUACCGGUUCUUGGAAUAGCAUGGAUUUUUGGAAUCUUCGCCAUUAAUGAGGAUCUUGUAGCAUUUCAGUAUAUAUUUACCAUUGCAAAUUCAAUACAGGGUCUGUUAAUAUUCAUCACUCACGUAUUGUUGAAUAGAAAGAUCAGAAAAGCGUUACAGGCAAAAUAUCCAUUCUUGAAACGAAAACGAGACAAAUCCGCCUAUAAAGAGAAAGAUCAAAGAGUAGUAUCUUCAACGGAUUCCGAGAAUUCCACAUCGAACACACAGUCAAUGUCAUUAGUUCCAACCAAUAAUAGGGAAUAUAAACAUCCUGACAUGGUUUCGGAACAUGAUAUACAUAUUAAAACAAAGGAGACGAAUUCAAACAUAUUAAAUGAAAAUAAAGUUUUCGAGAAUCAUUUCUACAUCAGCUCACUGGAAACAAAGAUCGAGGGAGGUAAAAUAACCACCCAGACCGAGACCAGAAACCAUUCUCAAAUCGAACAAAAAGUGCAAGUAUUUGAAUCAAAAUUAUCGUCCAGUAAUGGUACAACUGAAAGGGGCCGACAACAGGAAACUAAAUGGGGAGGAGGAGGUGUUACCGUACAAUCACACACCCACACUGAGGGAGGUAAACGAGAGGAAGUAAGGCUUACCAAGGAGGUUAGAGUGAGGCAGAUAAAGAUGACACAGGCAUCGGUAGAAACCAGCAGGAUUCAGAAUAAAAUGCAGUUGAUGAAAAAGGACGAUGAAGAAUGCGAUGCCUAGCAAGUCAAUGGAUCUAUACCUUUGAGAAAAAAAAAUCAUACUGAUUUUUAGGGCCAUUAAAAAGCUGUUCCACCAACGAUGUUCGUACACGUGAUCAACGGACUGUAAAGGGAAAACAGCGUCCAUAUGAUUUUGAACAAUACUCGUUAUUUUGCAAUUAAAAAAAUACUUCAAAGUCUUUUUUCUUCUAUUUCUGAUAAGAAUAGAACAGAUUCCGAUGCCCUGUCCACUGCAAA
Saccostrea cuccullata (small rock oyster) is the source of this 5659-nucleotide messenger RNA. RefSeq lists its product as uncharacterized. Gene Ontology annotation, cellular component: plasma membrane. Gene Ontology annotation, biological process: cell surface receptor signaling pathway; adenylate cyclase-activating G protein-coupled receptor signaling pathway; negative regulation of angiogenesis. The record is from RefSeq and is a predicted model, not a curated record. NCBI's taxonomy places the organism in Eukaryota, Metazoa, Mollusca, Bivalvia, Ostreida, Ostreidae. The coding region runs from base 336 to 5423 and encodes 1695 amino acids. Gene Ontology annotation, molecular function: G protein-coupled receptor activity. The transcript is spliced from 40 exons.